AUGGCAGUAUGUGAUGCUAAAUACACUUUUACAGCGGUGAGCAUCGGAAGUUAUGGCAGUCAUAGCGACGGAGGAAUAUUUCAAGUGUCCCCGUUUGGACAAGCACUAAUGGAUAAUACUCUUCCCUUGCCGCCACCUAAACCAUUGUCCAUUGGGUCAACUGAACGUUUUCCCCAUUUUUUUGUAGGAGAUGCUGCCUUUCCGUUAAGGACUAAUUUAAUGCGCCCAUACCCUGGAUCGAGUUUGCCAAGAACCAAGCGAAUUUUUAAUUACCGCCUAUCACGAGCACGUAGAGUGAUAGAAAAUAGCUUCGGUAUAUUAACGGCCCGAUGGAGGAUUCUAAGAAAUACAAUUGAAUGCAAUCCUACAAACUGCGAAAAAAUUGUGCUGGCUUGCAUAGCCUUACACAAUUUUAUUAUGCUAAACGAUUACGACCGAUGGUAUUGUCCAGACAAUUAUGUUGACCAUGUAGAAGCAGACAACGUCGUCUACCCUGGAGAUUGGCGUCGUGAAAUAAGUAAUACAUGUACCUUACAAUCCCUGAGAUCUGCAAUACGGAGAGGCCCUGCUAGCGCGUUCCACCUACGUGACAAACUUGCUGAUUACUUCGUAAAUGAAGGAUCUUUGUUAUUCCAAGAUGAUAUGGAUCUAAAUGCCCAUGGGCCAUAUUAAUAUAUAUAAAAAAGUAAAUAAUCAUAAGAACAUUUAUAUUUGUAGGAAGUAUAUUUUAAUAAAAAAAUGUCCA
Messenger RNA from Rhagoletis pomonella (apple maggot), 745 nucleotides. RefSeq names its product protein ALP1-like. NCBI's taxonomy places the organism in Eukaryota, Metazoa, Arthropoda, Insecta, Diptera, Tephritidae. The coding region runs from base 1 to 672 and encodes 223 amino acids. The record is from RefSeq and is a predicted model, not a curated record. The transcript has 2 exons.